CAAACCAAAAAGGAAAAAUCGACAAUCUCGUCGCUCGAAACUCGUGAAUUUUUGGAUUUUUUCAGCUUCUCCCCGGCCUAAUCGUUCACCGUCGCGAUCGCGCAGGCAUGAUAACGGGUGUAGUGAAGUGUGUAGUGCUGGACAGUUCCGUUUGAGAACCGUUUGAGAAGUAACUUUCUUUCGAUCCGGAAGUGCCGACUCCUCAAAUUACCGUAACUACCCGUAACUACCGCUUCAAGAUGUCUAGCACCAGAAAUCAGCCGAGUGCGGGUCAGCCUCCGAGCAUCGACGAGCUGUACCAGCAGCAAAACUUCUACAUCGGACUCGCCCUCGCCCUCUCCAGCAGUCUGUUUAUUGGAUCGAGUUUCAUCAUCAAGAAGAUUGGGCUGCUCCGGCUGUCGCGCGGCGGCUCGUCAGUUCGCGCCAGCGCCGGAGGUUUUGGGUACCUCCGCGACUGGAUCUGGUGGGCCGGGCUUAUCUGCAUGGGUGUUGGAGAGGCGGCGAACUUUGCAGCGUACGCGUUCGCUCCAGCUUCCCUCGUGACGCCGCUCGGAGCACUUAGCGUGAUCGUGGCGGCCGUACUGGCUUCCAGGUUUCUCAAAGAACGACUCAACCUGCUGGGGAAGCUGGGAUGCUUCCUAUGCAUGGUCGGUUCGACGAUCAUCGUUAUUCAUUCGCCGAAGGAAGGCGAAGUGGAGGAUCUGAAUCUGCUGAUGGAUAUGUUGCAGGAACCGACCUUCAUCACGUACGUGGUGAUCAUCCUGUCGCUUUCGCUCUUCAUCGGAUGCUGUUGUGGUCCGCGCUACGGCCACAAACACGUCAUCGUCUACAUUCUGCUCUGUUCGGCCAUCGGCAGUCUCACGGUGAUGUCGUGCAAGGCUCUAGGACUCGCCCUACGUGACACACUUUCCGGCAAAUCGAACGAUUUCGGCAUGUGGCUACCGUACUUCCUGAUCAUCGUAACGGUCGUCUUCGUUGGCAUUCAGGUGAACUAUCUCAACAAAGCGCUGGACAUCUUCAACACGAGCAUCGUCACACCGAUCUACUACGUCAUCUUCACCACGCUCGUGAUCAGCGCAUCGGCGAUACUGUUCAAGGAGUGGCGCCACAUGCGCGCCGAGGACAUCAUCGGUGAUCUGUGCGGCUUUUUCGUCGUUAUCGUCGCCGUCAUCCUGUUGAAUGCAUUCCGCGAAAUGGACAUCAGCCUAAGCGACGUGAAGGGCAUCAUGCGACCGAAGCGAGAACUACUCGGCCACAAGGGAUCAUCUUCCUACGAGGAUUAUCUCAACGAAAAUGAAGAACGGGGACCACUCAAGCAGCACUACGGGGGCACGAACUAUCUGAACGUGUAGCGAAUCAGGAACGGAUGGAUAAGGCACGGAUUUCCAUUUCGAAUCUGCGGGAGAAACCUUUCCUCCUUCUUCUUCUCCAUCUCCAGAAGGGUAUUGGGAGUUAGCUGACGGAAGUAUUUGAACGGCAGCAGUCGUGGUCGGUAUUCGAGCGUGAUUUGAGAUUAGCGAACAAGGAAGGUACAACGAGACCAAAACUAUGGAAAUUUAUUCUGUUGGAAAAUUAUACCUAUUUAAACAUUCAAAACGUG
Molecule: messenger RNA, 1600 nt
Organism: Anopheles darlingi
Lineage: Eukaryota; Metazoa; Arthropoda; Insecta; Diptera; Culicidae
Gene: spict
Product: magnesium transporter NIPA2
Exons: 2
Coding region: 240-1352 (370 amino acids)
Biological process (GO): magnesium ion transport
Cellular component (GO): membrane
Molecular function (GO): magnesium ion transmembrane transporter activity
Source: RefSeq, a predicted model, not a curated record